CUGGGCCUCUGCGGCCGGCCGGGCUGGGGUCCGCGCGCAGGUGUGGCCCCUCGAGGCGGAGAAAGGAGUAGGGGCCCGGCCAUCAACCUCUUCCCCAUGCGGAGAGCUGGAUGGCACCCGUGCUGUGCCUCCUACAGCUGACCGGCACGUGGAGACUGGACCAGCUCCAGGAGGAUGCUCAGUAGUCUGGUGCCCACCCAGAGCAGGAAUCUACCGGGAGGCCACUGGCUGUUAACAAGACCAUUGCUGUAAGAAGGCUUCUUUACAGAAUUCACAAAUUCAGAUAUAGUUUAUCUUGAAGGAAAUGAAGCGAAAUAUCGCCAAAACAAAUGUCGCCCCAGUCAACACCAGCAAAUCCACCAACACCAAAGCCAGGGAUUUAAUGUGCAAAAUGGCGAUUAUACCAGAUUGGCAAAUUUUGUAUCCUCACACGCGAAAAUUCACGUCUUUAAGACCCCAUUCUUCACCGUGUAGAGUGGAUUUGAGGAAUAGUUUCCAAAAUGUGUUCAGACCUUCUUCUUCAACCACAGCUCUUGCAAAUCCAAUACUGUCCUUCUUAGAUGUUAAACGGAUUUUAUUUCAAAAAAUUACCGAUAAAGGAGAUGAGUUGAAAAAAGCCUUUCAGCUGCUCGAUACCAGUCAGAGCAUGACGGUGUCCAAGAGCGACCUGAGGAGAGUCGUCACAACCUUCCUGCUGCCUCUCACGAGAGAACAGUUCCAAGAUGUGCUGGCUCAGAUCCCCCUCACCAGCUCCAGCGCUGUUCCCUACAACGAAUUCCUGUCCAGGUUCGGUGGAAUUGACCUAAAUAUAAGUGUUAUAAAGAGGGGAGAUGGGAAUGAAACAAAUUGCUGUCGGACAUUAGGAGAACUCGAAAUCCAAGUCGGAGAAAAGAUUUUCAAAAACAUUAAAACUGUUAUGAAAGCCCUUAAGCUCAUUGAUGUUAACAAGACUGGUCUGGUCCAAGCACGUGAGCUGAGGAGAGUUCUGGAGACCUUCUGUUUGAAGAUGAAAGAUGAUGAAUACAAAAAGUUUGCAAAGCACUACAACAUUGAUACAGAUACUGCAGUGGAUUAUAAUGCUUUUUUGAAGAACCUCAGUGUAAAUAAUGCCUUGAACCUUAGGUAUCAUAUGGGAGAUCAAGAGGUCUCGUGGCAGAAUCAGCAAAUCAAAAGUUCCAGAAGGGAGCGCCUCCCCAGUUCCAUUUCCUCUGAAGAGGUCUGGAGGGACUACUCCUUGGAUGAGAUUGAGAGAGCCUUUUGCCAAGAGCUUUCCAAGUCUUACGAAAAGGUGGAGAAGGCCCUGAGUGCAGGCGACCCCUCCAAAGCUGGCCACGUCUCUUUGAAUUACCUGAAGGUCGUCCUCGACACCUUUGUGUACCAGUUACCCAGGAGAAUUUUUAUCCAGUUAAUGAAAAGAUUUGGACUUAAAACCACUGCUAAAGUCAAUUGGAAGCAAUUUCUAACAUCACUUUAUGAGUCUCCAUGGUUGGAAGUUAACAAUAUAGUUCCUCCGACAAAAAGAAAUAGCAUCAACUCUAGAAAUAAAUCUUGCAAGGAAAACAUUAUCACAAAAUUAUUUAGACAUGAAGAUCGCUAUACAUCAUUGAAGAAAGCACUGCUGCUCACCAACGCUCAACCUGAUGGACAGAUAACAGGGGAAGAAUUGCGACGUAUUCUAAAUUGCAUGGUUGUAAAAAUAAGUGAUUCGGAAUUCAAAGAACUAAUGCAAAUACUUGACCCUGGAGGCACCGGCUGGGUCAACGUCAACACGUUUGGUGAACUGCUGGAAGAGAAGGCUGCGACGGGAAAAACCUCCUCCUGUGCAGACACCAAGGCGCCUCUCCUCCUGGCUUGGGAUUCAGUGGAAGAAAUUGUUCAUGACGCGAUUACUAGGAACCUACAAGCUUUCUAUAAUAUGCUACGGUCAUAUGACCUGGGAGACACAGGGCUCAUUGGUCGAAAUAAUUUCAAGAAAAUCCUGCGCAUAUUCUGCCCAUUUUUAACGACUGAGCAUUUAAUAAAACUCUGCAGUAAGUUUCACGAUAUGGCUUCGGGGAGAAUCCUUUACAAGAAACUUUUGACAUGCCUAGGAAUUAAAGGCCCGCCUGCCAUCUCUCCAGUUCUUGUUCCAAAGGAUCAGCUGUCAAAGGAACAACCUCAGAAAGAGGAAGAGCAGCAGCCGGAUCUUUCUGAGAGAGCCAAGCCCGCUGGGAGCAGAAUCACCGCGACCAGGAAGAUGACCAAGGAGGAGCUGAUCGAAAAACUCAAAGGCUGCAUACGGCGGCAGGACCCAGUGUUCAGAAGGCGAUUUCUUGACGUCAGCAAGGAACUUCAUCGCAAAAUUAAUGCGCAUGACUUCAAGAAGGUACUGGAAGAUCAUGGAAUGCCCAUGGACGAUGAUCAGUAUGCUCUGCUAACUGCAAAAAUAGGAUUUAAGAAGGAAGGGAUGAGUUACCUUGAUUUUGCAACAGGACUUGAAGGUGCUAGAGUGCAAGAGCGAGAAGUGACUCCAUCCCAGACUCCGGUUCCUGCCAAAAGUAACCUGGACAGCUUUGUGACCGCGGAAGAGUGCCUCAGACAGUUCCCCCAGAGACUGAAGGAGUCCUUCCGGGGUCCCUACUCUGCCUUCUUUGAGAUGGACACCGACAGGGACGGCAUCGUCAGCAUGCUCAACCUCCACCAGCUGCUCCAGCGCCUGCUACUCAACCUCAGGGACGAAGAGUUCGAGCGCUUCCUGGGCCUGCUGGGCCUGAGACUCAGCACCACCUUAAACUUUCGGGAAUUUCAAAAUUUGUGCGAGAAGAGACCUUUAAGAACAGACGACGCGCCUCAAAGACUCAUUAGACCAAAACAGAAGGUCGCAGAUUCAGAACUAGCUUGUGAACAGGCUCAUCAGUACCUUGUUACCAAAGCAAAAACCAGAUGGUCAGACUUGUCUAAGAAUUUUAUAGAAACUGAUAAUGAGGGCAACGGCAUUCUUCGACGACGGGACAUAAAGAACGCGCUGUAUGGUUUUGACAUCCCCCUCACGCCGAGAGAAUUUGAAAAGCUUUGGAUGAGCUAUGACACCGAGGGAAGAGGGCACAUCACUUACCAAGAAUUUUUGCAGAAACUGGGGAUCAGCUAUUCAGCAGAUGUUCACCAGCCCUAUGCAGAGGAUUAUUUCAACUUCGUGGGUCAUUUCACGAAGCCGCAGCAGGUGCAGGAAGAGAUCAAAGAACUGCAGCAGAGCACAGAGAAGGCCGUGCCAGCCCGGGAAAAGCUUAAGGACCAUUAUCAAGAUAUCAGCAAAGCAGUCACCAAACUGGAUAAAUCUAAAAACGGCUACGUGUCCCUAAGCAGCAUGCAGAAAGUGCUGCAGGAAUGCGGCUGUCCUCUUCGGGAAGAGGAGCUGACCGACCUUCUCAGCAGUUGGGGAAUCAGCUGGCAUGAUAAUUCCAUCAAUUACCUUGACUUCUUGAAAGCAGUGGAGAACAGCAAGCCAACAAGGCCGCAGCCAGAAGAGAAAGAAGAGAGCAUGCCAAUCAAUUUCGCGACACUAAAUCCAGAGGACGUUCUGAAGAGCAUCCAGGAGGUGGUUGCCUCCUCCGGUCCGGCUCUGUCAACGGCAUUUUCUGCAUUGGAUAAAGAGGACACUGGGUUUGUAAAGGCUUCGGAAUUUGGACAAGUCCUUAAGGAUUUCUGUUACAAACUAACAGAUAGCCAGUAUCGUUAUUUUUUGAGAAAACUAAGGAUUCAUCUCACCCCCCAUGUAAAUUGGAAAUACUUCCUCCAGAACUUCGGCGAUUUUCUUGAAGAGACUGCUGCUGAGUGGGCUGAGAAAAUGCCCAAAGGCCCGCCACCCAGGUCCUCCAAGGAAAUGGCGAACCAGGAGAUCCUGGCACGGCUCCACAAAGCAGUGACUUCCCAUUACCACACCAUCGCCCAGGAGUUUGAGAACUUCGACACCAUGAAAACGCACACUGCCUCCCGGGAUGAGUUCAGGUCCAUUUGUACUCGCCACGUCCAAGUUCUGACGGAUGAACAGUUUGACAGACUCUGGAACGAGAUGCCCGUCAACGCCAAGGGGAGGCUGAAAUACCUGGACUUCCUGAGCAGGUUCAGUUCGGAGAGAGCGGCAACCCCGCCCGACACUGAUGAUUCAGCGAAGGCCCAGCGAGGGAGCAGCGUCCCCAACGUCUCUGCAGAGUCAUCGCCCACUGGUGACCCGAAAGCAGGGUCAAAGCCGAGGAGCCAUCCCUGUACCCCCGCCAGUGCGAUCCUGGAGCCGAGUGCCCAGCCCCUGCAGAACUGCGAGCCCAUCGAGACGAAGCUCCGGAAGAGAAUCCAGAGCUGCUGGCGCGAGUUCCUGAGAGAAUGCAAGGAGAGGGACGUGAACAAGCAGGGGGAGAUCACCGCGCCCGAGUUCCUGGCUCUCGUGGAGAAAUUCAGCCUGGACGUAAACAGAGCGGAGUGCCAGCAGCUCCUGGUGAAGUAUGACUUGAAGAACAGCGGGCGGUUUGCCUACUGCGACUUCAUCCAGAGCUGCGUCCUCCUGUUGAAAGCCCAGGAGACCUCCGUGAUGCAGAGAAUGAAGAUCCAGAACGCCCAUAAGAUGAAAGAAGCUGGUGCUGAGACUUCUUCCUUUUACGCCGCCUUGCUGCGCAUUCAACCCAAAAUUGUGCACUGCUGGAGGCCGAUGCGGCGCACGUUCAAAGCCUACGACGAGGGGAGCACGGGGCUGCUAAGUGUGGCUGACUUCAGGCAGGUCCUGAGGCAGUACAGCAUCAACCUGUCGGAGGAGGAGUUCUUCCACAUCCUGGAGUAUUACGACAAGACGCUGACUUCCAAAAUCUCCUACAACGACUUCCUCCGGGCCUUCCUCCAGUAGGCGCCUGCAGCGCACCCCAAGGACAGAGGGCAGCGGGCUGGGCCAGGACUCACGUGUAGCCGGGGCUUCGUGAACUUUCCAGGGUGUCUCCAGAAACAGCCCCCACCCACCCAGGCCCGCACCUUUCCCGGCGGCUAAGCGGGCUCCGCGCUGCCCUGCGGCUCUGGCACCGGUGCCAGCCUUGCCGGAGGGAUCGGGGCUGCCCACUGAGCCUCAGGACCCUCACUGGUUAGUUUGAGCAAAUAAAAAUGUUACUCUUUGCAGGAACAAUCCUCUAGACUUUGAAAGAACCGCCAAUGACAGAGUAGGUAAAAACUCAGAACUUCUGGAGCGUUUAUUCGUGAGCGCCUGCUGGGUGCCUGGAGCCCCUCCUCCAUUUCAGGCCCAGGAGUCAAACACAGACCUGCCCCUGGAGCCCCCAAGACAGUAAGCCACCGACAAUCAAAAGAGAGGGAGGGGUCAGGGCCCUGAUGCGGGGAGCCCUGGGUCGAUGGCAGCGUGCAAAGCCCCAGCCCUAAGCUUGAAGCCCGGAGCCAGACCACAAGACAGGAUUUCAGCAAGGGGUUGGGAGAGGGGUGGGCUCCACGGCCCUCAGACUCUCAGCCAGGGGGCCAUACCAUAAGCCUAGAUGGGCACACCAGCCCCUCCUCCUUCUCUUUCCGGGGCCUGUAUCCAUUCAGGUGUCUCAGGUCUGGGCAGCCUUCCCCGAGCCCCACCCAGCUGGGGCAGCAUCCUCUGAUCCCAUGUGUUGGAAGAUCUGAGUGCCUGUCUCUCCAGCCCCACGGAGCCCCUCGUCUCAGAACUAAUGGUCCCUCUCGUCCCCCCGUGGUGUGUGCAUCCCUCUACCUGUGGACCGUGAAGUUCCCGUCUCUGAAGAGGUGAUGUCUAUUUCCCCCUCCUGAAGCCAAGCUCAGCCACGUGACUUGUUUGGGCCAAUGAGCUGUUAGCAAGCAUGACACAGCAGAGGCAGGAGAAGCACCUGUGGUCUUGACUCCAAGAUGCGGAGACCUGAGAAGAGCAUCACGCGCCUGUAUGACAGGACAGAAUGCAAACAAGUGACUUCUUGAGCCUACCCAAAAGUGGGGGCCACCACAAACAGCUCACUAAGGUCCAGGGGAGACAGGUGCCUGCAGGCAGAAACGCGCCCAAGCAUUUGCUGGCCUGGGAUAGUCACCACCACACACCGCAGGGGCCAGUAAGAGGGUUCAGCUGGAAAAUUUUAACAAAUUGCUAAAGACCAAAUGUGGACUAGCCUAAGAAUGUGAAGGUUCCAGGGGCUGCAGACAUAGGGGUGUUCGCAUCCUCCGGGAGCCGCACGAGGAGCUCACAGAGAUGAGGGAGAAUCCAGAGAAUGCUUCCUCCCUCCCAGCUCCUCCGUGACGCGGGCUGGAAGAGGAGAACAGCAGCCACGGCUGAAACUCUGCCAGAACCCAUCUCCCCAUCUCUCACAGGGAGCAGAAAGCUUAGUGUGCAGCAGAAGGAUGACAGAACGGUAGCCUGCGGGCUCUGGUCCGAACCCAGUGCAGGUGGGGGAACAGAAAUGACAAUAAAAAGCUCUGUUCCUGGAGGAGAGGCAGAAACCCACACUAUCUGCUCUCCAUCUGAGGGAGACCGGACCACUUGGGGGUGCUUACAGUGCCAGCACGACUGAGGCUGAAUCGGAACCUCAGAGACCCCCACCCCCUCCUCCACCACCACACCGACAAUCAUGCAAUAGGUGACGUGGGGCACAGCUGGGAGAGCCGCAGGAGACACCACCUCUCGAGGGAGCAGCACCGAGGAAGACCCACAGCCAGCUGGAGCAAACUUCAACCUAGUCUGGCUCCUCACGAGGUUCACCCAAGCCCCACACUGAGGCCCCCCCGGGAGAAAGGCGUAUUCUUCUCUAAUCAUAAAAAUCCUUACCUCGGUGUCUACUGCCUGUACGGUGGCGGUUUGCAAACCACAGCCAGGGGACCCGAUAGGGCCUGUGGCCUGUUUGUGUACAGUCCGUGAGCCUAGGAUGGUUUUUACAUGUUUUAAGGGUUGAAGGAGGAGGAGGAAGAGAACAAGCGGAAGAGCAAGAAGAAGAGACUGUGCAGCCUGCAAGCCCGGAGCGGCUUCCUCCUGCCCUCGCACAGGAAAGCCCGCUGGGCCCCGCCAGACGAUGCCCACAGCAUGGUAAAAAAUUAUGACCCAUAACAAAAGGCAAUUUAUUUUUUAUUUAUUUACUUUUUUAAAAA
Equus quagga is the source of this 7092-nucleotide messenger RNA. It is a transcript of the gene EFCAB6, whose product is annotated as EF-hand calcium binding domain 6. Bases 305 to 4870 code for a protein of 1521 amino acids. Gene Ontology annotation, molecular function: calcium ion binding. The transcript has 33 exons. NCBI's taxonomy places the organism in Eukaryota, Metazoa, Chordata, Mammalia, Perissodactyla, Equidae. Gene Ontology annotation, cellular component: nucleoplasm. The record is from RefSeq and is a predicted model, not a curated record.